UGAUCUGAGAAGUAUGUGUGUGUGUGUGGGUGUGUGUGUGUGUGAUGUAGACCUGUAGACCAGCAGCUUGUUCUCACAGUGUGUAUUGUGGUGAGUUUAUGAGGCCUGAUGUGUCCUACAGGUUUCUCUCUGGUGAACUAAACCUAGCAGUUAACAAAACUCCACCUCAAACUACCUGGUACCUAAAAGUACCAGAACUACUGGAACUAGCUCAGAAAUGUGUGUGCUGGAGAAGAAUUGUGCUGGGAAACAUUGUCUUUCUGAUUGACAGAAGACUUCUUGGAGCAGCCAUGCCUAUCCCCCCUCCUCCUCCUUCUCUUCCUCCUCCUCCACCACCCCCACUAGGUGUCCUACAGUCCCAGACUGAGCCUCCUACAGCGCAGUGUGGUGACUCGGGACGAAGCGCACUCCUGGCAGAGAUUCAGAAGGGAACCAGACUGAAGAAGGUGGUGCAUGUGAACGACCGCAGCGCUCCCACCCUCACCAAGCCCAGAGUGAACACUUUGGGUGGUAACAGUGGAGCAGGUAUUAACUCUGGUGGACCUACAGCCUCACAAGGACCUACUCUGAGUGGACUAUUUGCUGGAGGAUUUCCUGCCCUCAGACCUGUUGGACAGAGAGACAAAGGCUUACAUAGCCAUCCAGUGACUCGGUCCGGUUCUGCUGCCAGUCUGAAACAGCCUCUGUGGAAUCUGCCAUCUCAGGGAGAGAGUUUCAGGGGCAGCACUCCAGAUCUCUCUCCAUCCAGCAGAUCUUUGGAAAGGACAUCUUCUCUAUUAAAAACACGUCCCGUCUCCUCGUACACGGCCCCACCGUCCCCCAGCCAAGCCACUCCCCCAAGCUUUAAACCUUUAUCUUGUCCUCCUACUAUAACUCCUCCUCCUAUUCCUCCUCAUCAGGAACAUGCAAGGAACAAGUCUCCUCCUCUCUCCACCUGUCUUCCACCUCCACCCCCUCCUCAAAUCACCAAACCCACAUGGCUACCUAUUCAGUCUUACUCCAUUCCGAUGUCUACGAUGCCACUUCCGCCCCCACAUUCUUUAAUCCCAUCUGUCGCUCUUUCUGAUAGGUUGUCUGGUUUCUUCUACUCUGAGCCUCCUUCUCCAAAACCAGGAGAUGCAAGGUUCAGUCCUCCUGCUCCACCCCCACCACCUUUUUCUGCCUCUUUUACACCUACACCUGCAUCUUUGCCCCCUCCUCCACUUCCCCCGCCCCCUAAACUGCCUGCAGGGUCCAUGUACCGCCCCGCAGUUCCUCUGCUGCCCCCCUCUUACCCCUGCACAGCACCCACCCGGAAGCCUCCCGCAGUCCCAGGAGCUGCAGGUGCUGGGAGAUUGGCUCCUCCCCCUGCUUCACCUGCUCGUUCUCCAACAACCGAGUUGUCGAGCAGAAUUCCACCCCCUCUCCCACCUCUGCCCCCGGUCCCACCCCUCUGCAUGAGGAACGGACACCUGCACAACUUCGGCAAAGAUGACUUCGAAUCUAAGUUUCAUUUCCACCCUGUUGAGGAGUUCCCUCCUCCUGAGGUCUUCAGGCCCUUUCCGAGAAUAUACCCGAGCAAAGAGAACAGAGUCUCAUCACAAGCUCCUGGCGUGAGAACCCACUUACGAUGAAAAAAAAGUUGUGGAAUUUGGUGCUGACCUUCAUUAUUUAUCUCAUCAUCAUCAUCUUUUCAAUGAGGAGAACGAAGGUCCAACUUCAUAUUCAGAUGAUUUCUGACCUGAACCAUCACUCAGGACACAAUCCAGGAGAACCUCAGGAGCAAUUAUUAAACUCAGUAAACCUAUGUUCUGGUAGAGAGCCAUCAAGAUGGAUUAAAGUUUAUAAUCCUGCUUUUCACUCACACUACAGAUAAGGGUUACAAACACAAUCUAACCUAAAACUUCCAGAAGAUGAAGAAGGUAUAAUUCAGAGAAUGUAAGAGUCCGUGAGGAUGAAGCAGAAGGUGAAGAGGAACUAACUAACUGACCUACUGACUUUCUAUUAUUUUACAUGUCCUAAUUCACAAAGCCUCAGAUCACACGUAGCCAGACCCACUCUACUCCACUCUCUCUACUCUACUCCACCCCACUCCAAUCCACUCCACUGCAAUUCACUCCACACCACCCUAUCCCACGCCACUCCACUACUCCACCCCAUCCCACUCCACUC
This is a messenger RNA of Silurus meridionalis, 2151 nucleotides long. It is a transcript of the gene wipf3, whose product is annotated as WAS/WASL interacting protein family member 3. Gene Ontology annotation, molecular function: actin binding. The coding region runs from base 99 to 1613 and encodes 504 amino acids. The record is from RefSeq and is a predicted model, not a curated record. Lineage: Eukaryota; Metazoa; Chordata; Actinopteri; Siluriformes; Siluridae. The transcript is spliced from 8 exons.